Molecule: messenger RNA, 1236 nt
Organism: Pezoporus flaviventris
Lineage: Eukaryota; Metazoa; Chordata; Aves; Psittaciformes; Psittacidae
Gene: RNF215
Product: ring finger protein 215
Exons: 10
Coding region: 1-1077 (358 amino acids)
Biological process (GO): negative regulation of canonical Wnt signaling pathway; ubiquitin-dependent protein catabolic process; Wnt receptor catabolic process
Molecular function (GO): frizzled binding; ubiquitin protein ligase activity
Source: RefSeq, a predicted model, not a curated record
AUGGCGGCGGUGCGGGCCGCGCUGCUGGCGCCGCUGCUGGCGCUGUGCCGGGCCGGGCCGGGGCCUGCGCCCGCCGCCCGGGUGGAGGUGGCGGUGACCGGGCCGGGGCCGGGGCAGGGCCCGGGGGAUGGCGGCGGCAGCGCGGCCGCGGGGCCCGGAGGCUCCUACACACUGCGCGGUGCCGUGCUGGGAGCGGGGGGGCCGCGGGACGAGGAGGAGCAGGAGGAGAUCCGCGGGCGGCUGCUGCUGGUGGGGGACGCGGAGCCCGAGCUGGGCGCUGCCGGCAGCUGGAUCGGGGUGGUGCCGGUGGGCGAGGAGCCGGCGGAGCUGCCCCGCGGCGCCCGCGAGGAGUCCUUCACCACCGCCGUCGUCAGCAAGAUGAAGCGAGCCCUGGUUCUGGGGGCCUCGGCCCUGCUCAUCCUGGCACUGAACCAGAAUGCCAUCCGGGAGCUGGACGUGUCCCAGCUUCUUGCUAAGCCCGUGAUCGUGAUCCAGUCCUCGGACAACGUCACCAGGCUGCUGGGAGCGCUGCUGCGGGGGCUCCGGGCAACAGCCAAGAUCACGUACCAGGCGGUGCUGCUGGAGAAUCUGGGAGUCACCCUCACGCUGUGGUCAACCUGCGGCCUCUCCCGAGGGGGCCUCUACGGGGAAUGGCAGGGGGUCAUCUGCACCGGGGAGAACAGCUCACAGGUCCAGAAGUACCUGCAGCAGCUCUGGAACACCAUCCUGCUCAUCGCCCUGCUCCUCUGCACUGGUGUGAUCGUGCAGGCCCAGCGGCAGUCACGGCAGGACCUGUCGGAGCAGGAUGCUGAGCUGGACCUCAAGCAGCUCAUCCACCGGCGGCUCUCAGCGCUGAAAACACGGCGCUACCACCCCGGCAAAGCGCUGCGGAGCCGCACCUGCGAGAUCGAUAGCUGUGCCGUGUGCUUGGACCAGUUCCACAAGAGCCAGUGGCUGCGGGUGCUGCCGUGCUGCCACGAGUUCCACCGGGACUGCGUGGACCCCUGGCUCCUGCUGCAGCAGACCUGCCCCCUCUGCAAGCGCAACAUCCUGGGGAACUGCUGCCCGGAGAGCUAGCUGGCCUGGUGGCAGGGCUCCAGGGAUGGACCCAUGGGUGCUCCGGGGAAGGGCAGGGGGUGCUUGGGCAGCAGCCCUCGCUGCUGGUAUGGGCUCAGCACCCAUCACACCCCGAAGGAGGAUCCUGGGGGGCUCUCCUGAAUGAGCAUGAGUAGAGGG